GGGUCAAAGUUGACCUCCCAAACCAAGAGCCGUCAAGUCCGACACUAUUUGUCUGGAGUUGCUGACAUGCUCAUGCCCAUUUUGUAUCGACGAGUUGAGAUCACCCCAUGGUAUGAGCUUCAUAUCGUGGUUUUUUUCUUCCGAAUACCCACGACUUUCUGUUACGGGAUUCGUAAUUUUCCAUGCUAAGCCUGUCUAGCAUUUUCAUGUGGCAUGGCACCUUUAGACUAUUCCUAUCCUUCUUCUUGUUCCUUUCUUCCUUCUUACAUUCAUAAUAUCAUUCUUGGGUUGGCAAACUAAACAAUAUCAUCGCCACUUCUCCCACUUCGAUUCUUGGGCAGGCCCAUUUCUUCUCUAUACCUUCUUUUCUUUUUGAAGUUGUUUUCUACCUCUUGCUUGAGGCAGGAAGUUCUCUACAUUCUUUCUCUCCGCCGGUCGGGUCAUUCAGAUUAAAAUUUACUAAUCCUUAAACCAAUCUUGGUCUUUCUUACUCGCCGAUCUCGACUUUUUUAAUCAACACCGCCCAUUAUGUUUUGGCACGCAGCCGUGACGGCAUCGCUUUUACUUGCCGGUCAUGUUAGCGCAGGAAUUAUGGAUAUGAAGCCGGUGGUUCGUCGAGAUAAUCAGGAGGAGAUGUUAAGGCGAUAUAUGAAUAAUAUUAUUGAAGAUCGCAGGAGAUCUAUCACGGAUGCACCAGCAACCACAGCAGCAACCACAGCAGCUACGAACGCUUCGGAUUGGAAUACUCAAACUGAGGCAGCAUGCACUCAAGCACUUGAUUUAUUGAAUGGACAGGCUACCAAUCCAUCCGGGUUGGCAGUUUGUUACAACUUGCCAUAUGCCGACAACAGUACUGGAGUUUUCAAGGCCGACCUCCGAAUAUAUAAUGUUUCUGCUCCCACAGGAACAUUUGCCAAUAUUCCAAGUCAGGAUGUUCAGGUUGGAUUGAGUUACGAAGGAGCUACAGUAUCGGCUGUUAAUAUGUCGACGUUGAUGGCCAGAAGCGAUGGUACAUCUUUAAUUUCAUGGCCACGAGCAAAUUCAAAACGGCAAUCAACAACAAACACCACUACGGGAAGGACCAUAACUUUAGUUCAAUCAUAUGCGUUUGUUGGCCAAAUGAAUAAGGAAUAUAUUGGCAUAGAGAUGGACAGCUCAACCAUGGAAGCACUCUUAACUCCAACAGUGACUUUAACUGGUAGAGAUGUCUCCGGUGGAACCGUGAACACAACUCUUAAUACCAACCAAGCCUCUUUCGUUAAUGGUGAAUUCUCCACACAAGCUGCUGGAGUUACUAAGACUGUCGUUCAACCACCUAUUCAAACUCUCGUCGUCGCCUCUGAAUCUCCUUUCGUGGUUCCAGGUCUUAAUAUCUUGAUCUUCCCAAUUGGUGGUGUUAUCACAGGUGUAUGGGCAAUUCUAUUCAUUGGCACACUCUCCUACGGCACCAUCGGUAGAAUGCAAUUCAGAGACCAAUUCAGAUCAAGAACCGCUAGGGCUCAAAAAGAAAAUAUGUCACGAAUUUGAAUGGGCUUGGGACCAUGAAACGAGUUAUGGGAAGUGUACAUGAUUUAUUUUUUAAAGGGGGGGGGAACUAUACCAUUUAUAGAAUUUUUGCGCGAGUAAUCGAGAACGGUGGGAUUCGAAUGGAAGGAAGGCAUAUAUUGAGGGAUGGGAAUGAACAUGACACGCCCGGGAUAACUGGCCCGGAGUUCUAGUUGAUGGAGCAAAGAUUCUUCUAGCUGAAGCCUGAAUAUUGAGCCCUCCUUCCACUCCCGGGCUACAAAUUCUCUGGCUACAACAUCAUUAUUACUUUUUCUUCUUCUUUUUUUUGUUUGUGGUUGGAAUAAAGACUAGCAAUAUUGCAGUCACGAGACACGAUCAUUACCUCAGUUUAGAAUGUAUAAUACGAACCAAAAUAAUGCAAGAUUGGGUUUGUUUGGUUUUAACAUAUAUAGUUCAAUGAACAAUCACGCUUUAUACUUGGAAACUGAUAGCAAACCCCAAAAAUCAAAAAUUUCGUGAUGAUAACCACAUCCUUGGCGAACAGCCUUACAAUUUACUUCUUA
Messenger RNA from Botrytis cinerea B05.10, 2069 nucleotides. RefSeq lists its product as hypothetical. Lineage: Eukaryota; Fungi; Ascomycota; Leotiomycetes; Helotiales; Sclerotiniaceae. The record is from RefSeq and is a predicted model, not a curated record. The transcript is spliced from 2 exons. The coding region runs from base 529 to 1527 and encodes 332 amino acids.